GCUCCUCAUCUACUCACUCGUCCUCUUUGAUCUUCACCUUUCUCCAAUUCCCACAAAACAAAAAAUGGAGAACGAUGCAACCACCAACAUUCCCACCUUCUUCAAACAUAAUUACCCGCCAGAUUUUCUCAAAAAGGUAAUUGCGGAAAUAAUAGCGACAUAUCUAUUGGUGUUUGUGACAUGUGGCACGGCCGGUCUAAGUAGUAUCGAUGAACACAAGAUUUCGAGGCUCGGAGCCUCCAUCGCGGGCGGUCUCAUCGUCACCGUCAUGAUCUACGCUGUCGGCCACAUCUCCGGCGCCCACAUGAACCCCGCCGUCACCCUCGCCUUCGCCGCCGUCCGCCACUUCCCGUGGAAUCAGGUACCAUUUUAUGCAGCUGCACAGAUAACAGGUGCUACUUGUGCUGGAUUCACUCUACGUGUUCUAUUACAACCUAUCAAACAUGUGGGCACAACUUCUCCUUCUGGGACAGACCUUCAAGCCUUAAUCAUGGAAAUAGUAGUUACAUUUUCUAUGAUGUUCGUCACCUCUGCCGUUGCUACUGAUACCAAAGCUAUUGGGGAGCUUGCAGGGAUCGCGGUCGGGUCUGCAGUGUGCAUCACUUCCAUUUUAGCAGGGCCGAUAUCUGGAGGAUCGAUGAACCCGGCAAGGACGAUCGGCCCUGCACUAGCAAGCAACUACUACAAAGGCAUUUGGGUGUAUUUACUAGGCCCUGUUUGUGGCACAUUAGGUGGAGCUUGGUCUUAUAAUUUUAUUCGUAUCUCAGACGACCCUACCGCUGCAAUAACCCCAUCCCUCUCGCUGUCGUUCAAGCUCCGUCGUAUGAGGAGUACUGACAGCAAUGUGCUGCCAAACUAAAAUCUCAACCAUGUGUAAUGUUUUGGCAUGUACUACAAUAAUACUACCAAAAAAAUAAAGUUUUUAAGUACUUCAGAAAA
Messenger RNA from Salvia hispanica, 939 nucleotides. Its product is annotated as aquaporin NIP2-1-like. Gene Ontology annotation, cellular component: membrane. Lineage: Eukaryota; Viridiplantae; Streptophyta; Magnoliopsida; Lamiales; Lamiaceae. The record is from RefSeq and is a predicted model, not a curated record. Gene Ontology annotation, molecular function: channel activity. Gene Ontology annotation, biological process: transmembrane transport.